CUUUAUCUCAAUCAUGUCAUUCUAUGUCUGCAUCGGGAUCAUGUGAAGUAAAGACAACAGGAACAAUAGUAACACUACAUGACGGUGUUAUGGUCACAAAAAUUUCCGAGGCCAGCAUGAACUGUCCCAACCUUCCAAAAUAACAAUUGACAAAAACCUGUCCAGAUUCAAGAUAAAACUUCAACGAGCCAUUCUUCUAGUAGCACUCUUGCAAGACAGAAAAAGAAUUGAGUUACUUUCCUUCAAGAAAAAGAAUUGAGUUACUUUCCUUCCAAAUCAAAAUCGCCAUCCAUGGGAGAGAUUAAUCCAGCUUUCAUCCAAGAUCCCGAGCACCGGCCAAAACUCUCCAUCAUCGAAGCUGAUGGCAUACCAUUAAUUGACCUGUCUCCCAUAAACUCCGCAGACAACUCUUCUGACCCAAAAGCCCUUGACAAACUUGUUAGAGAGAUCGGCAAUGCAUGCAAAGACUGGGGGUUCUUCCAAGUGAUCAACCAUGGAGUACAACUGGAUACGCUCGGAAAGACUGAGGCUGCUGCUCGGAAGUUCUUUGAUCUGCCUUCGGAGGAGAAAAGGCGGAUUUGGAGGGAUGAAAAAAGUGUGUUGGGUUACUACGAUACUGAGCAUACCAAGAACGUACGAGACUGGAAGGAGGUGUUCGAUUUCACAGUGGAGGAACAUAUGUUAAUGCCCGUUUCAGCUGAUCCUGCGGACAACGAAGAGAUAGAGUGGACUAACCAAUGGCCUGAGCAACUUCCAGAACUAAGGGUGUUGUGUGAUGAAUACGCUCGAGAAGUAGAAAAACUAGCUCUCAAGUUGUUGGGACUUAUUGCCUUGAGCCUAGGCUUGCCAGAAAACAGGUUCAACAGCUACUUCAAAGACCAGACAAGUUUUAUCAGGCUCAAUCACUAUCCACCUUGCCCUUCCCCUCAGUUAGCUCUUGGUGUUGGUCGCCACAAGGACAGCGGUGCUCUAACCGUGCUGUCUCAGGAUGAUGUCGGAGGACUGGAGGUGAAGAGAAAAGCAGACGGAGAGUGGAUUCCGGUUAAACCCACCUCAAAUGCCUAUAUCAUCAAUGUUGGUGACAUUCUUCAGGUUUGGAGCAAUGAUAGAUAUGAGAGUGUAGAACACAGAGCGGUGGUGAAUACGGAGAAGGAAAGGUUUUCCAUUCCGUUCUUCGUCAACCCCGCACACUACACCGUGGUCAUGCCCAUGGAGGAGCUGACAGAUGAACAGAACCCGGCGAAAUACAAGCCGUACAACUGGGGCAAGUUCUUGAGUCACCGAAAGCUGACUAAUUUCAAGAAACACAGUGCUGAAAACAUCCAGGUUUCUCAUUUCAGGGUAGAAGAAUAGCACCAAGUAGUUAAUAGUAUUAUUUUCAGAUGAGCAAUAUCUGUGUAAUUUUGCAUCAAAACUAGAAGCAUUUUUCCGAACAACGCUUUUAGAACGCAAAAAUAAGUCGAUCAUCGUCGUGGUUUACA
This is a messenger RNA of Pyrus x bretschneideri (Chinese white pear), 1481 nucleotides long. RefSeq names its product jasmonate-induced oxygenase 2-like. The transcript is spliced from 3 exons. Gene Ontology annotation, molecular function: dioxygenase activity. The record is from RefSeq and is a predicted model, not a curated record. Bases 292 to 1353 code for a protein of 353 amino acids. NCBI's taxonomy places the organism in Eukaryota, Viridiplantae, Streptophyta, Magnoliopsida, Rosales, Rosaceae.